AGCCUGUAAUGAUAUCAAGACGUCCACUCCUGUGAGGUUAUCAGAGAGGCGGCUGUCAGAUUGCACCAACAUGAAAGAGGACGUCUUUGACCUUGAACAUAGCUGUGUUGAAAUGUCAAUGAUGGAGCGCGAGGAGCUGGAUCCACAGCUGGACUGUACCAAGAAAGAACUGUUCUCUGCGCUGCGACAUUCGAGAAAGAAAAUCGAGUCCUUGCAAGAGGCCUUUGAUGUUCAAAUGAGCAAGCAACAACAUGAGCUGGUAGAAUGUUGCAUCAGGGUGGGAACACUGGAAAAAAUGUUGGCACAGAGGGAGCUGCAGCUAAUGAGUUUACUGGAGGAGCGUAACUCUCUACAGGCAGAGAAGGACAGCCUGAAGAUGGAGCUGCAGCACCUUGAAAGGCAGCACUACAAGGAGCUGAUGGAGGCACAGAGGAAAGCUGAUGCACUGAUGGUGCAAGAACUAAGCAUUCAGAGGCAACAACUGGAUAAAGAGAAAGAUGAAGCUUUGAAUUCACUCUGGACACGUCUUACUCAGGAGCACACUGAGGAGUUGUGCCGUCUGAAAUAUGCUCAUUGGACUGAGGGAGAAGCAGCAGCAUCUCUUCACAGGGAGCUGAAGGCCAAAGAUCAGGAGCUGAGGCAACUUCAGAUGAGUAUGGAUGAGUGGAAGCAGCAGACCACAGCUCACCUUGCAGACAGCGUUACAGAGAAACUCAUCCCUGAACUGGAAAGUUGCAAGUCAAAGCUGAUAAGAGACAGGUAACUCCUCUCUUUCUGUAAAUCAUACAUAACAUGGUUAUAAAAGCAUUGUCUUACCCUAA
This is a messenger RNA of Cyprinodon tularosa, 821 nucleotides long. RefSeq names its product intermediate filament protein ifb-2-like. NCBI's taxonomy places the organism in Eukaryota, Metazoa, Chordata, Actinopteri, Cyprinodontiformes, Cyprinodontidae. The transcript has 6 exons. The record is from RefSeq and is a predicted model, not a curated record. Bases 71 to 763 code for a protein of 230 amino acids.